Molecule: messenger RNA, 900 nt
Organism: Anopheles moucheti
Lineage: Eukaryota; Metazoa; Arthropoda; Insecta; Diptera; Culicidae
Exons: 3
Coding region: 1-792 (263 amino acids)
Source: RefSeq, a predicted model, not a curated record
AUGUUCUCAGCGUUCGUGAUAGUUACUGGAGUUAUGGCUGUAAUGCUCGCAUUACAAUAUAUAACUAUUCCUGACCUCUCCGCGUCUUACGCAGUACGAUGUCAUCAACACUAUCCGGAUAUAGAACAAUCAACGCUGUACGAUUUUGUGAUGUUGUCAGAUGCGGCAAACAAGUGGAUGAAGUUCGUCACUUUUGUUGCCACAGACCACAAACCUGUAGGAAUUGGAAAAAUGUAUAAAGUUGCAAUUGGUGCACAAACAUUUUCUUUCGUUACCAUCGAACAUCAGCAAGGACAUUAUCUUAUUCUGCAAAGUAUAAAUAAAAAUGACGUACUAAAUCUGCGUGUUGAGAUUCGCUUUACCACCGUCUCCUGUGUGCCGGUGCAAUUUGAAGAAGAAAAUUUGGAUAUACUUUCAUCCUAUCCAUUUUCAACGGUGGAAUCUAGUACAAGUGGGGAAAAAUACGGAACAAAUGCAAGCGAAAUGGAAGGUUCAUUUAACAACAAUGCACCGGAAGUGCAAUACGAGCAGCAACGUGGUGAACUGUUUUCAACUGGGAAAUGUGGGAGUGAGUUAAGCUUCAACAUAUUUUCUCUACAUAACUCGCUGUUAUUUCAGGUGAUUACCAAUACAUCUUUAUCGAACCCUUUAUGGAAUGCAAAUUUUACUAUAAGUAUUCUUCUGUUCCCCUCGCAGAAUUCCAUCGGCAUUAUGUUUCGGUACUUUUUGAGUCUGCGUCUGGAACAUUCCUUGUCGAAUCUGGCACAUAUUUUUCUGCAUGUGGAAGGAUAGCGUACAUUGUCAUCGUGAGCUGAUGCCAAAAGGUUUAUAAUACUUAUCUGUAUGACUUUAUGUAUUUCUCUAUUUCACUUAUUGUUCGAUCAGCUUUGGUUAGAUCCA